UGUCCACUGUCCCCCUCUAUUGAUUGACACUGUUCUCAUGUCUAUAGGCCCUUUAACUACGAAGCUAUUACAAAAACAGCGCCCACUGAGCUAUAGCAAAAAACGAAGAAAACGUGCACUUUCCCCACGGUCCCUUACUGAAAGCUCCGCUGAGAGCGAGCUUUCCCGGCUUAAUGCACAUUGCGCGGCUUGUGCGGGACAGUGCUUAUUAUAUAGAGCGAAAAUACUGAAAAAGAAGGCUGUGAAACAUGAUCAGCUUUGCCCUUUUGUCGGUCACGCCAUUUAGACUUUUUUAGGGCAAGUCGUUUUGAAGUUAUUGGCGUUUAUCGCUGAAUGUGUCACGAAUAUCGAAAACAAAACCAACUUAACCCCGCUCAGAAGAAGUGUUGCUAUGAUGAUGUCAGUCAGAAUGGCUCCUCAUCUUCCUCUGAUCUUUAUGCUCAUGAUUCACGGGGUUUCUGGUACUGGUUGGGGUGUGAGUUACAGUCAUUCACACAUCUGUGCACUAAAGAACUCAUCAGUGAUAAUGAACUGCACUUAUACAUACCCUACUGGACAUCAGAUCAUGAAAGUGUUCUGGACCAAAAACCCUGUAAAAGUGGGUGAAGAGUAUCCAGAUCUGUCUGAGAAUCCUGAAUACAGUCAGAGGCUUCAGUAUCUGGGAGAUAAACAGCAGAACUGCACCAUCAGACUGAGUCAUGUGACACAGAAGGAUUCACACGAGUACUGUUUCAGAUUCACUACAAAUGUAACAAAAGGAAGAUGGAUUGGUAAACCAGGAGUGACUCUUACUGUCACAGAUCUUCAGGUGGAGUCUCCUGAGAGAGUGACAGAGGGAGAUUCAGUCCGUCUGACAUGUAAAAGCAGCUGCGCUCUGACUGACGGAGCAACAUUCAUCUGGUACAGAAACUCACAGCCAUUAACUGAGAGAAGAGACAGAAACAAUCAACUCCUGCUGCAGUCAGUCAGAAGAGAGGAUGCAGGCAGAUAUAGCUGUGCUCUACAUGGACACAUUUACAUCUCUCCUGCUGUUUAUCUCAGUGUCACGUACCCACCCCGGAAUGUCUCAGUGUCCAUCAGUCCAUCUGGUGAAAUAGUGGAGGGUGAUUCAGUGACUCUGAUCUGCAGCAGUGAUUCAAACCCACCUGCAGAAAUCAGCUGGUUUAAGGAGGAUCAAAGCUCAGCUGUUGGAUCUGGACAGAGUUUCAGUGCUCUACAGAGUGGACGCUUCUACUGUGAGGCUCACAAUCAACAUGGAUCUCAGAGAUCAGACUCUGUUACUGUCACUGUUAAAGGACGUCUGGUGAUAUUAUACAUAUCCAUUGGAAUGGUUUGUGUAGCAGCAGCUAUCAUCGCAAUGGCGCUGAUUUGGAGGAGCAGGAUGAAAAAGAGAAAUGACACUCAGGAGUCUCAGAUGAAUCAUUCCAGAAGUCAUCAUGACAAACAUGAAGCUUGUGAUGCUAAGAUGAAUGAACCUGUUUAUGAGAAUGUAGGGCUUGAUAAGAAGAGACCAUAGUGUUUGGGAAACCUGGUGAAACAUUUUAUAGCAUUUUUGUAUCUCUUAUGUGUGGAGCGAAAGUAUGUGGAGGAGCCCUGAAAAGCUCUGAAAGUUUAUAUACAAGUAUAUGUUAUUGUAAGUCUGUUUUUUUUUUUUUUUUUUUUUUUACAGUUUGUAUUUUAUAUUUUGUUUGCUUCAUUUAAAUGUUUUCAGAUGCUUUUUUUUUUUUAACCUUAUUACAUUGUUUGUGUUUUCAAGGCAGAAAAUAAAGAUCUGAUCUGAAAGAUCUGACCACAAUAGUUUGCAAUCUUCUGUCAUUCAAUUCCUCAGUAUAACAGCAUAAAUAGCAAUACAGUACAUUAAGAGAUUGUUAGA
Messenger RNA from Onychostoma macrolepis, 1873 nucleotides. Its product is annotated as B-cell receptor CD22-like. NCBI's taxonomy places the organism in Eukaryota, Metazoa, Chordata, Actinopteri, Cypriniformes, Cyprinidae. The coding region runs from base 392 to 1516 and encodes 374 amino acids. The record is from RefSeq and is a predicted model, not a curated record. The transcript has 9 exons.